Messenger RNA from Malania oleifera, 4631 nucleotides. RefSeq names its product kinesin-like protein KIN-14E. NCBI's taxonomy places the organism in Eukaryota, Viridiplantae, Streptophyta, Magnoliopsida, Santalales, Ximeniaceae. The record is from RefSeq and is a predicted model, not a curated record. Gene Ontology annotation, molecular function: oxidoreductase activity; microtubule binding; microtubule motor activity. The transcript is spliced from 26 exons. Bases 562 to 4362 code for a protein of 1266 amino acids. Gene Ontology annotation, biological process: microtubule-based movement. Gene Ontology annotation, cellular component: cytoskeleton.
CAGAGGGACUUUACAAAUCCAAAUCGAACCCCGACCCAUCCUCGACCCGGGUAGCUCUCCUCCCCGACCCACUUCUUCCUUGUCCUCGACAUCCGCCCCCAUGUGAAGUUCUCCAUCUCUCUCUCUCUCUCUCCUUCUUCUUCGUCUGUCUUUCGUUCCGUACGAACUCAUACUUGCAGGAUGUCCUACGAAGCUCCAGUUGUUGGGAUGUGCAGUGAUGCUGGAAUUUGCGGCCGACUCUGUCCACUCAAGAUAAAAAGUAGAGAUAGUUGCAUUUCCCAUAGAUGCAAAGGUCUCACAUAUUUUUAUUAAAAUGGUCUGGCCAAGAAGAGUUACUUGCAGAGUUUUUGAGAUUAGACAAUUAGUUUUUUCCCCCUAUUUUACAGAAUCUGAUAAGCUUGUUUGGAACAUCACUGCUUCUGGGAUAUCUAGCUAGUGAUUAGGAAUUGCAGAAGGGCGAGUGGCUUUUCAAGGAUUUAUGUCUGCUCAUGGGCAUAAUGGGGUCUGAGAGCAAGAACUGUUCAGUUGAGUAGUAGUUGAGGCAGAGAUUUUGAAUUCAAUAUGACAAUUGAUAUGCCACCGGUUAUGGCCCAGAGUGUGAGAAUGAAUCAAUCUUCUCUGAGUUCCAGCAAUGGGAAUGAAACUCCUUUUCACAACAUUCCUGCUGCCUCAAAUGGGGAUGAAUAUGAUAGUGAUGGUUCUAAUAUUGCAAGGCUCACUCCAACAACUCUGUCUAUGGCUGUUCCAUCAGAAUUUGCUGGUGCUAUUCCCUUGAUUGAUCGAUUCCAGGUCGAGGGAUUUUUAAGAUCAAUGCAAAAACAGAUUCAUUCUGCGGGAAAACGUGGGUUUUUUUCUAAAAGAUCCAUUGGCCCACAAGUUCGGGAAAAAUUUACCUUUGAGGAUAUGCUUUGUUUCCAGAAGGAUCCUAUACCGACUUCUUUACUUAAAAUUAACAGUGACCUGGUAAGCCGGGCAAUGAAGCUGUUCCAGAUAAUUUUGAAGUACAUGGGGGUUGAUUCAUCUGAUCGUGUAACUCUGGUGAGCUUAGAUGAACGGAUUGAACUUGUUGGAAAAAUAUACAAGCAAACUUUGAAGCGUUCCGAGCUCCGAGAUGAACUUUUUGCGCAGAUUUCAAAGCAAACAAGGAAUAACCCUGAUAAGCAGUAUUUGAUCAAGGCAUGGGAGCUAAUGUAUUUGUGUGCAACAUGCAUGCCUCCUGGCAAGGACAUUGGUGGCUAUUUAUCAGAGUAUGUCCAUAAUGUAGCACAUGGCUCAAAUGCUGAUUCUGAGGUUCAAGUCUUUGCGUUGAAUACGUUAAAUGCUUUGAAGCAUUCUGUUAAGGCAGGACCAAGGCACAUGAUACCUGGGCGCGAGGAAAUUGAUGCUCUUUUGACUGGUAAAAAGCUUACAACUAUAGUGUUUUUUUUGGAUGAGACUUUUGAAGAAAUAACGUAUGACAUUUCAACAACUGUGGCUGAUGCUGUUGAGGAACUUGCUGGGAUUAUUAAACUUUCAGCUUACUCCAGCUUCAGUUUGUUUGAAUGCCGCAAAGUUGUUGGUGGUUCUAAAUCAGUUGAUCCGGGCAACGAGGAGUAUAUUGCAUUAGAUGACAACAAAUAUGUUGGGGAUCUGCUCACGGAAUUCAAGGCUGUGAAGGACCGAAGUAAAGGAGAGAUUCUGCAUUGCAAACUGACAUUAAAAAAAAAGCUAUUUCGGGAGUCUGAUGAGGCCGUAGCAGACCCAAUGUUUGUGCAGUUGUCAUAUGUUCAAUUACAACAUGAUUAUAUAUUGGGCAAUUAUCCUGUUGGAAGGGAUGAUGCAGCACAGCUGUCUGCAUUGCAAAUCUUGGUCGAAAUAGGAUACCUUGUUAGCCCUGAAUCAUGCACUGACUGGACAUCUCUUCUGGAGCGAUUCCUGCCCAGACAAAUUGCAAUAACCCGAGCCAAGCGGGACUGGGAGUUGGAUAUUCUCUCUCGUUACCAUUACAUGGAACAUAUAACAAAAGAUGAUGCAAGGCAACAGUUUCUUCGGAUCUUGAGAAUGCUUCCUUAUGGGAAUUCAGUUUUCUUUAGUGUCCGUAAGAUUGAUGAUCCCAUUGGACUUCUGCCUGGACGGAUUAUUUUGGGCAUUAAUAAGCGUGGGGUUCAUUUUUUCCGGCCAGUUCCAAAAGAAUAUUUACAUUCUGCUGAGUUGAGAGACAUAAUGCAGUUUGGUAGUAGUAAUACUGCUGUAUUUUUUAAAAUGAGAGUUGCAGGUGUCCUCCAUAUAUUCCAGUUUGAAACCAAGCAGGGAGAAGAGAUAUGUGUUGCCCUUCAGACACAUAUAAAUGAUGUUAUGUUGCGCCGCUACUCUAAGGCACGCUCUACUGCUAGUGGCUCAAUAAAUGGAGAUCCAUCAUGUAAUUUUAUGCCUCCUAGCAUGGAAGUGUAUGAGAAACGUGUUCAGGAUUUGUCUAAAGCUUUUGAAGAAUCUGCAAAGAAUGCUGAUAGUUUAUUAGAGCAAUUGCAUGAAAAGCAAAAGCAAGAAUUGAAAAUGCAAGAAGAACUAGAAAGUUUAAAUGAUGCCUUGAGAUCUGAACGACAAAAUCUAGCAGAAGUUAUAUGUGAUCGCGAUAAACUCGGACUAUUGUGUGAAGAGAAAGAUUCGGUGCUUCAAGCUGCACUAUCGGAGAAGAGGAGAAUGGAAGUAAAGCUGGCUAAGCUGGAUAAUCUAGAUGCAAAUGAUGUUGGAGAGAAUUUAAUUGUGACAGAUAAGGAGGUAUUACAUAAGCCACAAGAAGAAUUGAAAAUCCAUAAUGAGAAAUUGCAUGCAGCCGAGGAAGCUGCAAGGAGACUGUUAAAUGAAAAUAUGUUAUUGGAACAGCGGAUUCUAAGGCUUGAAAAGAAGAAAACGGAUGAGAUGAAAAUAGUUGAGAACUUUGAACAAGAGUGCAUUGCUUUAAGGCUUCAAGUGUCUGAACUUGAAAAGAAGCUAGAAAGAGUUGAACAAGAUUUAGUUGUUGCAGAGUCAACUGUUGAGAGUAGGAAUAGAGAUUUGGCUGCUAUACAGAAUAACUUGAAGGAGUUAGAGGAAUUAAGAGAGAUGAAAGAGGACAUUGAUAGGAAAAAUGAGCAGACUGCUGCCAUUUUGAAGAUGCAAGGGGCUCAACUAGCAGAGCUAGAGGUGCUUUACAAGGAAGAACAAGUUUUAAGGAAGCGAUAUUUUAAUAUGAUAGAAGAUAUGAAAGGAAAAAUCAGGGUUUUCUGCCGGUUGAGACCCUUAAGUGAAAAAGAGAUUGCUGAGGAAGACAAAGAUGUUGUCGCUAGCUUUGAUGAAUUCACAGUUGAACAUCCAGGGAGAGAUGAGAAAACAAAACAACACAUAUAUGAUCGUGUAUUUGAUGGCAAUGCCACCCAAGAGGAUGUGUUUGAGGAUACAAGGUAUUUGGUGCAAUCUGCUGUAGAUGGAUAUAAUGUCUGCAUAUUUGCUUAUGGUCAAACUGGUUCUGGAAAGACAUUUACAAUAUAUGGAUCGGAGAGCAAUCCCGGACUUACUCCUCGAGCUACUGCAGAACUUUUUAAAAUUUUAAGACGAGACAGCAACAAAUUUUCAUUCUCAUUAAAGGUAUGCAUGGUGGAGUUAUAUCAAGAUACACUUGUAGAUCUUCUUUUGCCAAAGAAUGCGAAGCGUUUAAAAUUGGAUAUAAAGAAAGAUUCGAAGGGCAUGGUUUUUGUGGAGAAUGUGAAUGUUGCGUCUGUUUCAACAUUUGAUGAACUAAAGACCAUUAUUCAAAGAGGAUCUGAACAACGGCAUACAUCUGGAACUCAAAUGAAUGAAGAAAGUUCAAGAUCUCAUCUGAUACUUUCAAUUGUAAUUGAAAGUACCAAUCUUCAAACUCAAUGUGUUGCUAGAGGAAAGCUGAGUUUUGUGGAUCUUGCUGGUUCAGAAAGAGUGAAGAAGUCAGGUUCUUCAGGUAGUCAACUCAAGGAAGCUCAAAGCAUCAAUAAAUCACUUUCGGCCCUUGGGGAUGUUAUUAGUGCUUUGUCUGCUGGUAGUCAACACAUACCUUACAGGAACCACAAGUUGACGAUGCUAAUGAGUGAUUCACUUGGUGGUAAUGCCAAAACACUUAUGUUUGUCAACGUAUCUCCCGCUGAAGCAAACUUGGACGAGACAUGCAAUUCUCUAAUGUAUGCAUCAAGGGUGCGGUCUAUUGUGAAUGAUCCUAGCAAGAAUAUUUGUUCAAAAGAAGUUGCUCGUUUGAAAAAACUAGUUGCAUAUUGGAAGGAGCAAGCAGGCAGGAGAGGGGAUGAUGAAGAUCUUGAAGAGAUCCAAGAAGAGCGGUUAGUAAGAGAUAAAACGGAUGGCCGUCAUUCCAUGUAAAUGUUAUGGAGGAAUGAGAAUGUUGUUAUGGCUUAUUAGCAUUGUCGGUUGGGACUUGCACAUUAAGGUGUAUAGUUGGAAAAUUUGAAAUUAGAUAAAAAAAAAAAAAAAGGGGGCGGGGGGGAUGGUGGUUGUAUAUUUGCUUAUGCUUUAUUAUUGAAUCUGUAUUUAUGAAAAACGAUAUUUUAAUUUAGCUGCUCAUUUGGACAGGAUGUGUAAUUUGUUUGUUCAUACAUGGUCACUAGUAAUCAUAAACAAGGUUUCAAGCA